AUGGCUUCAUCUUCCUCCCCUGCUCCAUCUUCUCAAUAUCCAAAGCCACAUGAUAUUUUUGUAAGUUUUAGAGGUGAGGACACCCGCGGAUGUUUCACUAGCCAUCUUUGCGAUGCUCUUCGCAGAAGUAAAAUAGAAACAUUCGUCGACGACGGAAUUGAGAAAGGAGAUGAGGUAUGGCCAUCUCUUGAGAAAGCCAUUGAAGAUUCAACUCUGUGCCUUGUGAUCUUCUCAGAAAACUAUGCAUCUUCCACAUGGUGCUUGAAGGAGCUUACUAAAAUAUUGGAGUGCUCCAAAAAUCAAGGUCACCUUGUUGUGCCGGUGUUCUAUAAAGUAGAUCCUUCGCAUGUGAGGAAGCAAUCUGAGAGUUAUCAGAAAGCAUUUGAAGAACUUGAGGGCAAAGGCAUCAGCAAGCGACUACUGCAUCAGUGGAGGAAGGCUCUCGCUGAAGCUGCUGGUAUAUCUGGUUUCCCCAUCACCAAUAGAGUUAACGAAGCAGACAAAAUUAAAGAAAUAGUGGAAAGCGUUAAAGAAAGGUUGCACAAGCGGUAUCCAAGUGAAUAUAAUAGAGAAGACUUGAUUGGAAUUGAAGAGAGAAUGAAACAUGUAGAAUCAUUGUUGGACAAGGGGUCGAAGGAUAUCCGGAUUAUUUGCAUUUGGGGGAUGGGCGGUUUGGGCAAAACAACUCUUGCAGAAGCAUUGUAUAAGAAGUGGCAUUUUGAAUACGAAGGGUCAGUCUUUGUGGAAAAAGUGGGAGAAAAAUCAAAGAAAGAUGGAAUAGAUGCUUUAAGGAAGGAGCUUAUUUGGAGUUUAUUAGGGGAUAAAGCAAUAUAUUCUCAUACAAUGACUAGGCUUAGUCGGAAAAAGGUUUUCAUUGUGCUUGAUGAUGUUGAUGAUAUUGAACAAUUAGAAAAUUUAGUUGGAAGAUGUGAAUUUGGAUCAGGUAGCAAAGUCUUAAUAACAACCAGAGAUAAACAAGUGCUUCGUAAGAAAGUGGAUGACAUAUAUGUGCUUCAUGGUUUGGAUCCUGAUGAAGCUUUUCAACUUUUCUCCUUGAAUGCCUUCAAAAAAGGCUACAGUGAUCCAAAGAUAAGAGGGCUAGCAGAACAAGUGACUGAAUAUGCAGGUGGAAAUCCAUUGGCCCUAAAGGGAAGUAUUGAAGGCAUGAUUAUGGACCUUUCGGAAGUUGAAGAGACGGGCGUUAUUAUUAAAGCAUUUCGUUCAAUGCCCAAUCUAAAGUUUCUUAGGGUUUAUGGAAAUUUAAAUGUUCAGCUUAGGAACAAGUUAAAUGCUUCUGGCAUGAUGUUUUUGUCAAAAAACCUCAUGCUAUUGGAUUGGGUGGGAUGCCCUUUAAAGACCUUGCCGACAACAUUCAAGGGUGAAAAUCUUAUUGAAAUAAACAUGCCCUUCAGCAAAUUGACAAAACUUUGGGAUGGAGAGCAGAAUGUUCAUCCAUCUAUUUUAUCUCUCCAUAGCCUUUCUUGUUUAGAGCUAACAGGUUGCACAACCCUUGCCAGCCUCACAAGCAACACCCAUCUCAAAUCACUGUGUAUGCUCAACUUGACAGGAUGCUCAGGACUAAGUGAAUUUUCGGUGACCUCAGAAAAACAUUUGUUUGUCUUGGUGCUUCGUGACGCAACCAUCAAUGGUGAGUUGUGCUCAUCAAGCGGACAUGUCAGCAAAAUUGAUGUUUUGGACCUAGGAAGAUGCGAAGGUGUGACAAGUCUUCACAAAUUGGUUGACAUGCGCACGCUUCGACGCCUUCAUGCUGAUUAUUGUAAUAAGUUAGCAUCAAAUCUGUGUUCCAAAUUUGAUGAGAUGCGUGCUUUGCAAUUUCUACGGCUUACUAAUUGUAGUGAAUUAUAUGAAGUUCCUGACAACAUCAGCUUGUUGGCGUCAUUAAGUCUGUUAGAUCUCUCAGGGAGUAAUAUAGAGACCUUGCCUUUAAGCAUCAAACAUCUUUCAAGCCUAGAAAGUCUCACCUUAAAUGGAUGCAAAAGGCUUCUGUCUCUACCACAACUCCCUCCCUCUAUCUCACUACUGUACGUCAAUGACUGCCUGUCCCUUGAGACUUUACAUUUACCUUUAAUGAGUGAAGAUAGAGAAGGAGAUCAAUUUUCUCAUGAAAGAUUCAGUUUCAGAAAUUGCAUGAAGUUGGAUGGGCAGUCAAUCAAAGCUGUUGAGGCCAGAGUGCUACUUGCCAUAAAUAACAACAAAGCCAUUUAUUUCUGGGCUAACAUGGAAUAUCCGGGAAGAAGAGUUGCAGAGUGGGUCAUGUAUAGGACUACACAGUCUUUCCUGACUGUGGAUCUCAGUUCGAUUCCACAACCUUGGGAUGGCGCUUUCAUUUUUUGCGCCGUCAUUUCUGGAUCAUCGCGGUGGACAAAUAUUACAGCCGAAUUGUUUAUUGAUGGUCAACAUGCUUCCACGUUUGAGCACUGCUCUGUCGGUGAGUCCCUGUUAUCAGAUCAUGUUGUUCUUUGGUACGCUCAAAGGCAGUGUCGAGAAGUACAAAGGAAAAUUGAAGAAAAGAAAAUAGAAGCCCAAAGCAACACUUCUUAUCAUCCAUUGCUUCAAUUUGAAUUCGCAGCCUUUUCGCUUGAUGAUGAUGAAACAACAGUAGAGAUCAAAGAGUGGGGGGUGUGCCCGACAUCUGCAGUUGAAUAUCAAAAUUACAUCAAACAAAUUCAAUUGGCAUUAUUGCAUUGCAAAUCGGCCUCUCGAAAGCGCAAAUAUCACAGCUUACUUCGAUGA
Neltuma alba is the source of this 2754-nucleotide messenger RNA. RefSeq names its product disease resistance-like protein DSC1. The transcript is spliced from 4 exons. The coding region runs from base 1 to 2754 and encodes 917 amino acids. The record is from RefSeq and is a predicted model, not a curated record. NCBI's taxonomy places the organism in Eukaryota, Viridiplantae, Streptophyta, Magnoliopsida, Fabales, Fabaceae. Gene Ontology annotation, biological process: defense response; signal transduction. Gene Ontology annotation, molecular function: ADP binding.